AUGUUCCCCGGGAACGAAUCAGACCAUCUACACCUGGUCGCAGGAGGAACAGCCUUCCAGCGAACCAUGGCGGAAGAUACAGCCCGAAAGGCUAUAGGGACGACAUGCGGUAUCGAGAUUGAUAGGAGUAAUUAUUGGGUUCCAGAGUUGUAUCAUAAGACGGAGGGUGGAUUUGAGCUUGUGGAUGUUGAGGGGAUUGAACUGUAUUAUAUGAACCGAGCGUGCAAUUAUACCGAGGAUGCAACGGCUUGCGACACGCAGAAUGAGGUUGCGAUUGCGCCUCCCGACGGAUUACGAAUGGUCGCUGGGAACCCUUUUCUUCGAACAUAUAACGAUUCCAACCCAGCCCAGCAAGCAAUAUCCCACAUGUGCAUUAGAGAGGACGGAUCUUCCAAUGAAACGAAACACCUUCCCCAAGAGCCGUGCUCGCUCUUGCGAUCUCAGGUCUUCUUCCCAUCAUGCUGGGACGGGAAGAACGUUGACACCCAUGACCACCAUAGCCAUAUGUCCUACCCCGCAAUCGGCCACUACAACCAAGGCGUCUGCCCACCAUCCCACCCAAUCGCAAUAAUUUCCAUCUUCGCCGAGUUUCUCUUCGACACAAAGCCCUACCCCGACUACGAUAAUCUAGUCUACGCAAUGGGCGAUCCAACCGGCUAUGGCCUACACGGGGAUUUUGUGAACGGCUGGACAGACCUCGAUGCGCUACGGGAUGCGCUGGUGACAUGUACAGGUGACAAGGGGUUGACUGAUCCAAGUUGUUCGGUCACAAAGGAUCAACAUGGCGUGCUGGCGCCGCAAUCUAGGCCGAUGGAGGUGCAUUCGCCUAAGGAGGAGAGAGAGUUUGGGCAGAAUGGGCCGAUUCCGAAGUUACCGGGGGAUAACCCUGUGACGGGGCCUGGGGAUGAAGAGGAAGUGGGUGGAAAGGAGGGUGGAGAAAAGGACGGAAAAGAGAGAGGAAAAAAUGAUGGGAAAGAGGACAAUGAGCAGGACGAGAGUGAGAACGGUGGCUCCAAGCCGAAGCCAAAGCCAAACCCGGCGCCGGGAGAUGAGGGAUCCGGGAAGGGAUGUUGGUUUUGCGGCUGGGGAGGGUUGAAAUGA
Messenger RNA from Aspergillus chevalieri, 1101 nucleotides. RefSeq names its product DUF1996 domain-containing protein. The transcript has 4 exons. The record is from RefSeq and is a predicted model, not a curated record. NCBI's taxonomy places the organism in Eukaryota, Fungi, Ascomycota, Eurotiomycetes, Eurotiales, Aspergillaceae. The coding region runs from base 1 to 1101 and encodes 366 amino acids.